AUGCCCGACAAGUCACAAUCUACAGCGGCAAUGGCAACACUCGGCACCAACUGGCCUGUUCGUCCGGUAUAUCAGAGUGAGGCCAACGUCUUGCAGCAACCAUACUCCAACGAAAACUCCCUCACCAACCCUCACUCAGCCUGGGACUCACAACAACCCAACACCUUCUCAUUCAAUUCCAACCGCCGUAGCACCAUCGAAGACGACGGCAUGCACAGUCCUAAAUCCCCCAGCACACCACGCUUCACCUCCCACCACACCUCGUCAAAAACGCCACCUCUCUUCUCGCCUACUCCAACAUGGCAUCAACUACGAGUACCCGCCUGGCUAGAGCGACAUGAUCACCCAACAUUCUCGGAGCAGCAAGCCUCUACAAAGCAGACCGAGCCGCUGCAACAACAACAAGACCAACGACACGAGCAACCCGCCCGCCUCCGCGACUGGCUCGACGCACGGAAACGAAGCCAGGAAGCGAAGACGACUCGAGGAAUACACUUGUUGGAAGGCAAGCGGCAGGCGAGAGCGCAGCGGAUAGCGGAAGCGAAGGUCAGGAAUCGAGAGAAGAAGGAGAGGUGGAAGGCGCUGGCGAGAAAGGCGGAGGGGAGUGGCGAGGAUUGUGUGAUGGAGGAUUGA
Zymoseptoria tritici IPO323 is the source of this 633-nucleotide messenger RNA. RefSeq lists its product as uncharacterized. Bases 1 to 633 code for a protein of 210 amino acids. NCBI's taxonomy places the organism in Eukaryota, Fungi, Ascomycota, Dothideomycetes, Mycosphaerellales, Mycosphaerellaceae. The record is from RefSeq and is a predicted model, not a curated record. The transcript has a single exon.